This is a messenger RNA of Dictyostelium discoideum AX4, 4416 nucleotides long. RefSeq names its product leucine-rich repeat-containing protein. The transcript is spliced from 6 exons. Lineage: Eukaryota; Evosea; Eumycetozoa; Dictyosteliales; Dictyosteliaceae. The record is from RefSeq and is a predicted model, not a curated record. Bases 1 to 4416 code for a protein of 1471 amino acids.
AUGGGUCAUCCACUAGAGUUAUCCACGAUUGAAAAUAAUUAUAUAGAAGAAUGGAUCAAUCAUAAUUAUUCUCAUUUUUCUGAAUCAAUUACAUUUAAAGGUCAUAUAAUGACAAAUAAGAAGCAGCAUCUUGAUCCAUCAAAGAAAUGGACAUCAUCAAUUUUAAUAGUAACAGUGUACCAUAUUAUAAUAUUUUCAGAUGGAAAGGAUUUAAGUAAAAAACCACCAAAAGAAUUUCAUAUUUAUGAUUGUAAAAAAUUAACAAAUAAAGAAGAUUAUGUUUUAUCAGUAACAUUUCAAAGGGGUAAACAAAAAUCAAAAAUUAUUAUGAAAACAGAACAAAUGAAUUAUAUAGUUUCAUUAAUUAGAAGAUUAAGAUUACAAUUAGAUUCUGAUCAUUGUAGUAAUGAAUUAAAAUUAAAUGUUAAACAAUUUUUAAGACAACCAUUAGAAAGAAAAGAAUUUACAAAUUUUGAAGGAUUUUUAGAUUUAUAUAAAGGGUGGUGUAGUUAUUUUACGGUUGAACCAAGUCAAUCAAUUAUAGAUUAUAUUCAUAAAACUAUAAUACAGGGUUGUAGAGAGAUUGAUUUAAAUGAAGUUGAAUCAUCUGAUCAAUCGGAAUUGUUAUUCGAUCAAGUACCAUUUUUGUAUACAUUAAAACAUAACAAUUAUUUUAAUUCUUUAAUUAUUAAAGAUUUAAAGAAAGAUCAUUCAACCAAAGCAUUAAGCGAUGUACUAUUACAUAAUAUAAUGAUAAAGAAAUUAAUAAUUAAAAAAUCUGGUUCUGAUUCAUUACAAAGUAUUUUAAUUUCAAUUUCAUCAAAUAAAAAAAAUUCAAUUCAAGUAAGUAGUAGUAGAAGUAGAAGUAGUAGUAGUAGAAGUAGUAGUAGAAGUAGUAGUAGUAGUAGUGGUGGUAAUAUUUCAGAGAAUCCACUAUCAAAUAAAUCAAUUACAUCAUUAUUAUUUUGUUUAACUAAUUUUAGUCAUUCAUUAGUUUAUUUAAAUUUAGCCAAUUGUUCAAUUCAACCAAAAAUGAUGGCAUCAAUAUUUGAUGCAUUUGAAAAGAAUUAUGGGAUGUCAUUAACAUUGGAAUAUUUAAAUAUUUCAAAUAAUAAAUUGGAUGAAAUUGGAAAUAAUGCAUUAACAAGUUGGAUAAUUAAAUCAAGAACUCAUUUAGGUUUAAAAAAUUUAAUUUUAUCUUCUGUUGGUGUUUCAAGUUUAACUUUAUAUGCAAUUAGAAAUUUAACAAAAUUAGAAUAUUUAGAUUUAUCAUUUAAUAAAAUUGAAUUAACAGAAAUUGAAAGAUUAUCACAUAUUUUAUCAAUUUCAUCAUUAUAUAGAAUAGAUUGUAAUUAUUGUAAUUUAUCAAAAGAGAUUCUAAGUUUAAUAUUUUCGAAAAUGUCUGAAAAGAAAAUAAAUGUUCAUAUAGAAUUGGCGGGAUUAAAUUUAGGAUCACAAGAGGAAGUAAAUUGGGAUAUGUUAUAUACAAAUAUGGCUUUAUUUAAAGAGACACCAAUUAAAAUAAAAACUAUGAAUUUAAAACAUGUUAGAGGUACUGAAAAAACUUUAAUUUCAUUAUUAAAUAUUUUAUCCGAAAUGAAAAUAGAUGAUUUAAUUUUAGAUUCACUUCAAUUAUAUAAUCCACAAAUAACUGGUAGUAGUAGUAGUAAUAAUAGUGCUAAUAGUAGUAGUAAUGGUAGUAGCAAUGGUAAUAAUAAUAAUAAUAAUAAUGGUAAUAAUAAUAAUAAUAAUAAUAAUAAUGGUAAUAAUAAUAAUGGGUCAAGUGUUGCGAGUAAUGGUAGUAGUGUUGGGUUAAAUUCAAGUAGUAGUUUUAAUGUUAGUAAUGGUGGUAGUGUUAGUAAUUCAAAUAGCCCUUUAAAUAGUCCAUAUAGUAAUUAUUCAACAAAUUCAAAUUGUAGUAAUGGUAGCCAAAAAGGUGAUGAAGAUAUGGAAGAUGAUAUAUCAAUGGUACAAUCUUCAUAUUCUAAUCAUUUACCAUUACUUGUAACUGCUAAUAAUAAUAAUAAUAACAAUAACAACAAUAAUAAUAAUAAUACUACAACAACUACAACUACAUCAACAGGUAUUAAUAAUACAGCGACAUUAGGAUCAACAUUAUCUAUAGCUUCAAAUAAUUCAUCAAACUAUUCAUCAUCAUCAUCUUCAUCAUCAUUUUUUUCAGCGGCAUCAUCAUUUAUUAGUAAUGGUAGUAAUAUGAAUUUAUUAUCAUCAAGUACUAGUGGUUAUGGUGGUAGUAAUAGUUUUUUAUCUGCAAGUAAUUUACAAUUUAAGAAUAAUAGUAAUAUUAAUGGUACAGUUAAUAGUAAUAGUUUUUUAAAUGGGGCUAGUAAUGGUAACAGUAAUAAUAAUAGUAAUAGUAAUAAUAAUUUAACGAAUCAACAACAACAACAGCAACAACAACAACAACAGCAACAACAACAAAAUCAAAAUGAUAUUUUAGUAUCAAAUAAUAAACCGUUUAAACAAUUAUUUUUAAAGUCAUUAUCAAAAAUUUAUAAUAAUCCAGAGAUUAGAUUUUUGGGAUUAUCAGAGAUUGGAAAGAUAAUAACAUCAUUUAUACCAACGAUUGGUAAAUCAGGUAGUAAUAGUUCAGUGAUUUCAUUGGAUAUCUCUGGCAAUGGUAUUGGCGAUUAUGGUGCUUGUUUAUUGGGUACAGCUUUGUCAACUAAUAGAUCAUUGUUGUCAAUCAAUAUCGAUGGUAAUCAAAUUACAAAUGUUGGCUGGUCGAAAAUUACCAGAUCCAUUUCAACACCAAUUGAUGGUUGUUCCUAUGACAUUCUAUUUAAUUCGGCCAAAGAGAAUCAAACAUUACCAUCAACUUCUUCACCAUCACCAUUGUGUUCAAUGACAUUCCCAAAAUUAGAUUUUGAGAGAUUGUUAUCAAAUUCCGAAGAUAUAUCACAGCGUGCUUCUAUCUAUAUGACAAUUUCAAAUUUACAAAUGUCACUUCAAAAGAAUGGUACAAUAUUAAUGAGAGGUGAUAUUGGUGAUAGUGGAUUAUCAACAACUUGUAGUAGUAGCAGUUGUAAAAGAUUAACAACAACAACAUGUUCAUCACCAUCUUCCUCAUCUGCCUCUGCUUCGACGUCUGCAUCAUCUUCUUCUUCACCUGGUGGCGGUAUUGGUCAAUUAAUUAAUCGAACAACUGCUUCAAUUCCAGUUGGUUUCUUAUUUAAACGUAUCAUUGAGAAUGAGAAAUCAUUGGUACCAAAUACACCAACCAUACUAUAUCCUGUAACUCCAAUACCUCCAAUUAUCACUCAACUAAUUAAUGAAAAACAUAAUAUAAACAUUCAAUUAAUUGAUAACUCUUUAAAUCAAUCUGCACUCUAUAGUAUAAUUGCAACGCUAAGAGAUCCAUAUUAUCGUUCGGCUCCACAAUCUUCCUCGGUUAUAAUUCAAUAUACUAAUAAUAUACUAUUACCAACUCGUAAUUCACCAAUACCUUUUAUUUUAUCUUUCCCUGAUCAAGAAAAUGAUCAAAAUGAUCAAGAUGAUACUUCAAGUACAAGUAGUAUAAAUAGUAAUAAUAGUAAUAAUGCUAAUACUCCAAAUCAAAGUUUUUAUAAUCAAUAUCAUUCAAAUAUUACAAAUAAAAGAUCAAGUAUUACUGGUAGUAAUUCAAGUAUUGGUUCAUUAUCUUCAUCAUCAUCAUCAUAUUUAAUUAAUAAUAAUAAUAAUAAUAAUAAUAGUAUUAAUAAUAAUAAUAAUAAUAAUAAUGGUAAUAAUACAUCACCAGCUAUUAGUAUUUUAAAUAGAAAUAAUAGUCCAUCAAUUAUGAAAAGAUUAUCAAAUUCAGAUUUUUAUGUUCAAGAUGUAAUUAGUAAAUUGGAUUCAGUAAUCCAAGAAACUCAAACAACAGUUUAUCAAACUUCACCAAAUAUUUCAAAUAUUAAACAUAUUAAAAAUUUGGAUUUAUUGGAAAAAGAAAAAGAAAGAUUAAAAGAACUUCAAGUUGAAAUUAAUCAAAAAGUAAAUAAUAAUAAUCUUGUAAAUAAUAAUAAUAAUAAUAAUAAUAAUAAUAACAAUAAUAAUAACAAUAAUAAUAAUAAUAAUAAUAAUAAUAAUAAUAAUAAUAAUAAUAAUAAUAAUAAUAAUAAUAAUAAUAAUAAUAAUAAUAAUAAUAAUAAUAAUAAUAAUAAUAAUAGUCUUUCAAAAUCACCUUUAAUUACAUCUUCGAAACCAAAAGGUACAAGUAAAUCUUUUGUUGAAGAUUCAACUACAACAAAUACCAAGCGUAGAAGUUUAACUGGUUCUCAAGCAACUAUUGUAACUUCAACUGCUACUUUAGUUGCAAAUAAAGAUAGUAGUGAUAUUACAAAUUCUGGUAGACAAAGGAGCUCUAGUGUUUUAAAUAAUCCAAUUGCAGUCAUUCAAAAUAGAAUAAAUUCAUAA